Sus scrofa (pig) is the source of this 4107-nucleotide messenger RNA. The record is from RefSeq and is a predicted model, not a curated record. NCBI's taxonomy places the organism in Eukaryota, Metazoa, Chordata, Mammalia, Artiodactyla, Suidae.
CAGGUGUAGAAUAGGCGGGGCGGAGGAUCCGGAAGUGGACUUUCAUAACCCGGAAGGGGAGUGUUUUCUCAGCUGUGGUGUUGAUGGUUUCCAGCUCCCGAUCCUACUGCGACUGAGGGAAUCGUCGCGAAAGGAUGGUGUGCGAAAAAUGUGAAAAGAAACUUGGUACUGUUAUCACUCCAGAUACAUGGAAAGAUGGUGCAAGGAAUACCACAGAAAGUGGAGGAAGAAAGCUGAAUGAAAAUAAAGCUUUGACUUCAAAAAAAGCGAGAUUUGACCCAUAUGGAAAGAAUAAGUUCUCCACUUGCAGAAUUUGUAAAAGUUCUGUGCACCAGCCGGGUUCUCAUUACUGCCAGGGCUGUGCUUACAAAAAGGGCAUCUGCGCUAUGUGUGGAAAAAAGGUUUUGGAUACCAAAAACUACAAACAAACGUCUGUCUAAAUGUAUUGAAGUAUCUACUUUCCAUAUGAUUUACUUUUUGCUUUGAAUUUUCAAGGUAUAACAUAGAUAUUCAAUUUACAAAAUAACAUGCCUUUAGAUAAUUACGUUUAAACCAGGGAAGUAGAUGGGUAUUCAUUCUUUUGCUCUCAAGAAGUUCUGAAUGGCAACAGUAUAAAGUUUUCUGCCUAAAGGUUUUAUUUUCCUUACAAAUAUCUUACUGAACUGGAAUAAGUGAUAAAUUAACAAAAAAAAUAUUUUCCCAGUUCUGUAUGCACUUUUUAUUUAUCAUUACUCAUAUAAUUUUUAUUAUCUUUUUUUCUACUUUAUAUGUAGAUCUUGAAAAAGUGAGAAGGAGGUUAUUAAUAUUGGCUUUGAACUUGGCAUUUAGAUUUGUAAUUCUUCACUCAUCCCCUUUUUAUUCAUAUAGUUCUUAGGGUCAGCAGUCCCUUAAUUAAUUGUGGCUUCAUAGAGCAUUUAAAUAUCUGAGACCAUUGUUGCUAAAUAGUUCCUAAGUGAUUAGCUCAGACCCAAAUCAAACAAAAGUUGUAUUUGUGGUAUUUUUGAUUUGUUCUUGAAGCCAAAGUGCCAGUACCUUUCACAUGAGAACAGGAACACAAGGGAUACCCUCUAUGUGUCCACAUCAACACACUGGAUUUGAGAAAAACACGUAUUACACAUUACCUUGAAUUCAGACCAUCAUGAAAGCCAAGAGAACAGUGUGCAUCUAUCAUGAUAGAUCACAAUCCUUUGGGAAAGUGCUUUGAAGUAGAAACUAAACUUUUUUUUUCUUACUUCCUCUCCUUUUCCACCCCCCCCCCCGCCAAAUAAAUAGACUAAGCAAACAUUUUUAUUUUUAUUUAUUUAUUUAUUUAUUUUGUUUUUUGCUUUUUAGGGCCACACUCUGGCACAUGGAGGUUCCCAGGCUAGGGGUCGAAUCGGAGCUACAGCUGCUGGCCUGCACCAGAGCCACAGCAAUGCGGGAUCCGAGCUGUGUCUGUGACCUACACCACAGCUCACAGCAACACCCAGAUCCUUAACCCACUGAGCGAGGCCAGGGAUCAAACUCACAACCUCGUGGUUCCUAGUUGGAUUCGUUUCCGCUAUACCACAACGGGAACUUCUAAGCAAGUUAAAUAUAUGUAACAUAGAUUGCUAAAAGACUACUUUGAGGUUUCAAGGAUUUUUCCUAUGUUGCCUUCAGAGGCACAGGACUUUUGCUUUUGAAACCUGUUAACUUACUGUGGGAGACAGAAAAAAGUAUUCCCCAUUGCCAAGUACAGUAUAAAUACAUAUCACUAUCAAAUGUGUAGAGGAGAUAACAUGAUGCUACACAUGGUAUAGAUGGCACAUUUUUAUUUGUUUUAAAAUUAUUAUAGAAAGUAUUUAAAGUUUUAACUGUUUAAGUUAUCUAUAAGUUCCACCACCCAAAGGUCAUCCUUAUUCUUACCCAGAAAGAUCACAAUAAAAUGCAAAAUAUAAUAAAUAAUAAUAGCUCUGAGGGCAAGAAGUAUCGUCUCGUGCUUUAAUUUGGAAUUUUAAACUAAGAUCAAUGCAAGGGACUCAUGAUAGGACCUGUGAGUGGUCCAGAAUCAUUAAAAGUUGGGUUGGUCAACUUUGGGAAAAGAGCAUUUCUCAGGUAUCAACUGGGAUCUAGGCUUCACAACUCAGAUUUCAUUUUUAUGCCUUGACUAGCUUUCUUCCAUGUAUGAUCCAAUGGCCAGACUCAGGUUCUCCUAUAAAGAUAUUUAUACUAGGAGUUCCCGUCGUGGCACAGUGGUUAACGAAUCUGACUAGGAACCAUGAGGUUGUGGGUUCGACCCCUGGCCUUGCUCAGUGGGUUAAGGAUCCGGCAUUGCCGUGAGCUGUGGUGUAGGUCGCAGAUGCAGCUCAGAUCUGGUGUUGUUGUGGCUCUGGCAUAGGCCGGCAGCGACAGCUGCGAUUAGACCCCUAGCCUGGGAACCUCCACAUGCCGCGAGAGCAGCCCUAGGAAGGCAUAAAAGACCAAAAAAAAAAAAAAAAAAAAAAAAAAUUAUGCUAUUAUACCACAGAAUAGUAUAAGUAUUUUAAAUCUUCAUAUUGUUGAAAUAAUAAUAAUGACUGUCAUAAAUUAGAAGUUACUAAAUGAGGAAAUUCCCAAGGCAAAAAGUGAACAUAAAAUAUUUUUUAAAAAGAAGACGAAAGCAGAAACGGUAUAUUGAGAUGAUGCAAUUAAGACCAAAUGUUGCUUUUAUCAAUGUAAAAAAUGAUGAAAUAACUUUUUUUCACUUUUUAAAGGUGUACUGAAGUAUAUAGUUAAUUUACAGUGCGAUGAAUUUUGCUGUGCAACAAAGUGAUUCAAUUAUGCAUGUACACACAAAAAAAUAACUUUUUAAAAUUUCAGAUUCUAUUAUAUAUGUGUGUGUGUCAGAAACAACUGAAAUAUCAACAGAACACUUCUCAAGUACAUUCAUUAGGAUAUGCAGCCAUAAAAAUGAUAUAAGAAAUUACAUAUAUGUGUAGAAGUUUGUGUAUACACAUUGAAAAUAUCUGAAAGCAAGUUAGUACUGUUUUUCUCUGAGCAGUGGAACUAAGAGUUGAGAAAAGAAAGACUUAACCUUGUGCAGCCUCAUGCCACUUACCUAAUAACUUUCUGGCUUCUACUUUCCCUACCUGAGGGAGCAGGAGAGUACUAAUAAUUUUAGUAUUUUAGAAAUAUAUAUGUACAUGCACAUAUAUAUAUUUUUUUGAGAAUUUCAAGUAGAAGAAAUGUACAUAUUCUGUACUUCAACUUCUUGUCUGUUUGUUUGUUUAGGGCCGCUCCCACAACAUAUGGAAGUUCCCAGGCUAGGGGUUGAAUCGGAGCUGUAGACACUGGCCUACGCCACAGCCACAGCAAUGCCUGAUCCAAGCUGGUGUGUGUGACCUAUACCAUAGCUCAUGGCAACACCAGAUCCUUAACCCACGAGCGAGGCCAGGGAUUGAACCUGCGUUCUCAUGGAUACUAGUCUGAUUUCGUUUCCGCUGAGCCACAAUAGGAACUCCUGUACUUCAACUUCUUAAUGUUUCUCCUCUUUGCUUUACUAUUUUCUAUCUCCUGUUAUACAUUUUUUUUCUUGACCACAUGAUGAAUAUGUUGACGACAUCAUACACUUUAAUACUACCUUUGUACUUCAGAAGAUCAAGCAUACUAUGUGUGAUUAUCAAAUUCAGGAAUUUAACAUUGAUGUGACGCUUUGUAGUCAUUAUUCAAAUUUCAUUUGUUGUUCCAUUGGUAAUUUUUUUUUUCAGCUUCAGGAUCUAGUCCAGGAUCAUACGUUGUGUUAUCAUGACUCUAAUCUGGACCAGCUCUUCAGCCUUUCUUUGUCUUUGUUGAUUUAUGUGAAGAAUAUGGGACAGUUAAAGUAUAGGAUAUCCUUCCAUUUGAGUUUUUCUGAUUCUUCUUUCUGGUUAGAUUUGGGAUAUGCAGUAUGGGCUGACUAUGAGUGAUGGGCCCAAUGUCACAUCCAGACUCAUAGAAUGUCCCAUUGCCUCUUGUUGGUAAUGUUAAUUUGAUCACUUGUUUAAGAUGUCAUCCAGUUUCUCCACUAUAUAAUUACUAUUUUUCCUUUCGCAAUUAGUAGAUAAUUUGUGAAAAACUUUGAGACCAUGUUGAUUGAUAGUCUAUUCCUCAUUAAACCUUUCUCUCCUA